Molecule: messenger RNA, 816 nt
Organism: Gongylonema pulchrum
Lineage: Eukaryota; Metazoa; Nematoda; Chromadorea; Rhabditida; Gongylonematidae
Source: the annotation of a GenBank genome assembly
CUUGGCAAUUCGGUGACUUUGACUGUGGCCCUGCGCCACACGAUCAGUGGUGAGGGUGAAAGAACAGUUGGUGAGCCAACCACUGUAUCGCUUGGCAAACAGGUUCAGGACGAGAACGUUAUUUUCAAUACGAUACCUGGCGAAACAUUAAUUCAGUUUGGCAUUGACAGUAAACUGGCGAAUGAACUUGGUUUGGUAACCAAUAAAUUCUUUGGCACCAUCGGCGAAUUCACCGUUGACGGUGAUAGUUUACCGUUGUGGGCAUUUGCGCAGAGCAACCAAGCUUGCGAAGGUGAUUUUGCGGCACCAGAAAGUCAAGCAGCCGGAUAUAUGUUCCGUGAUGGUUUUGCACAAGUGCGUCUUCCAUCCAUUGAACGCCCAAGCGGUGCACAAGUUACUGUAAUAUUUUCGGCCUAUUCUCCCGAUGGCCUGCUGUAUUUCCGUGGAAAUCAAGAAAAUGGCGAUUUUCUGAGCUUGGAACUUCGUGAUGGGCAUGUUCUUUUUACGAUCAACCUUGGUGACGAUUCGUAUGCAAGUGUUGAAUCGAAGAAGUCAUCUUACGCCGAUGGACGCUCUCACACUGUUCGUGCUAUCCGGAACAGUGACAAGAUCCAUUUACAAGUUGACGACGAGAACGAUCGCCGUUCAGCAACAAUUCUUGGCCAGAACACAAUGCUCAACGUGAAUGAUGAUGAUCACUUUGUGGGUGGCGUACCGCCGGGAUUCAAUAUCACAGCUUUUCGACGUUUCGAUAUUCACUGGAGUGAUUUCUUUGGCUGUAUACAGUCUGUUAAACCAUCGCAGGUAAUUCUUUAG